AACAAAAGUAGUGCUGGGUUUUUAUGGGUUAAUAAGCCUCUGAUUAUGACAUAAAGACGAGGAGGAGGUGAAAAUCUAAUCCCAUCCUAAACUGUAAAUGACCUUAUUGUUAAUAAAUGUGGUUUUGAUUUUGACAGAAUGUGGGAACUGGCUGGUUUCAGUGGUUUUGUAGGUUCUUCCACUCUAUUAUUUCCUGUCUUUAACAUUUCCUGGUGUUGCCGCUGGCUAGUUAACGUGUAGCUCAGAUAACAUUUAGGGUGGAGUCUUUACAGGGAGAGAACCAUUGUCAAAAGUAAUGCCCUCUUUCCUAGACAACACACGGCUUAGUGCACCUGUUACCUGUUUACCAUUAGAGGAUCUGUGUUGUUUUUUUGUUAUUUUUAUCAAACUGUGAACAGAAGUAGAGCAGGACUGACACUGAAGCCAGGGUGAGAUAUGGCGUCUACCAUCAGUCUCCUCCCUGAGAAGCACUUUUUGUGCUCCCUGUGCAGAGACAUCUUCACUAACCCGGUGACCAUACCAUGUGGACACAGCUUCUGCUUGUCCUGUCUCUCCCACUACUGGUCUCGACAUCAGUCCCGAUACUGUCCCCACUGUAAGAGGGUAUUUACCGACAGGCCUGACCUCAGCAUCAACCGCAUCCUGGCAGACGUCUCAGACAAUUACAGGAAGAAUCGACCACAGAAAACACCUGAGGAGGAGCCGGUUAUAGAUGUUGAGCAAAUGGUUCAGGAGAGACUGCAGAAGAUAGAGAGGUUAAAAAACUCCCUGGAGCUCCAAAAGAACUCUUACCUCAGAGAGGUUCGGGAGAGCCAAAAAAUCUUCUCUGCCCUCGUAAGUGCCAUGGAGAAGAGCCACAGGGCGGUUAUUUCAGCAAUCGAAGAGAGACAGAGAGAAGAGGAGAAGAAAGUAGAAAGACUCGUUAAAGAGCUUGAGCAGGAGAUCCAGGAGCUGAGGAAGGAGACGACAGAAACCGAGCCUCUGAUUCCAGCAAACGGUGAUCAAAGUGAAGACGCAAAGCAGGUUACAUUGAACAUAAUUUCCACUGUGAGCCCCGCUGAGAUGAAAGACUGGUCCAGGGUUACCAUAGAAACGGACCCUUGUAUCGGGGUAACCAGAAGAGCACUGUCAGAUGUGAUGGAGAAGAUAAAGGCAGAAGUCAACAGGCUCUCCAAAUCUGAACUGAAAAGAAUAGAGAAAUACACAGUGGAUAUCAGUCUCAGCGCUAAGACAGCCCACCCCUUCCUGUCUGUGUCAGAUGAUAGAAAACAGGUGAGACACACAGACAAGCUUCAGGAGGUCCCGGAUAACCCCAAGAGGUUCGACCGAGUGGCGAACGUGCUUGCCAAAGAAAACUUCAGCAAUGGCAGAUGCUACUGGGAGGUGGAGGUCGGAGACAAGAUGGAGUGGAACCUGGGUGUGGUCAGACAGUCCAUAAACAGGAAGGGCAAGUUUACUGUGUGUCCCGCCAACGGUUUUUGGACUUUAAGCCUCAGAGCUGGAGGUCAGUACAUAGCCAACAGCUCUCCUGUCACACCGCUGGCUCUAGAACAGAAACCCAAGAGGGUGGGGGUCUUCCUGGACUACACAGAAGGCAGGGUGUCCUUCUACUGUGUGGAGUCUGGAGCUCACAUUCACACCUUUACAGAUAACUUCACUGACAGACUUCAUCCGUUUUUUAGUCCUGGUCGGCUUCAUGGUGGCAAAAAUGCAGCUCCUCUUAUUAUCUCCUCUAGUUUUUGUAGUAUCUAAGGGUCUAUUACACCCCCAA
This is a messenger RNA of Sphaeramia orbicularis (orbiculate cardinalfish), 1771 nucleotides long. It is a transcript of the gene btr02, whose product is annotated as bloodthirsty-related gene family, member 2. The record is from RefSeq and is a predicted model, not a curated record. The coding region runs from base 436 to 1752 and encodes 438 amino acids. The transcript is spliced from 7 exons. Lineage: Eukaryota; Metazoa; Chordata; Actinopteri; Kurtiformes; Apogonidae. Gene Ontology annotation, molecular function: protein binding.